Hemibagrus wyckioides is the source of this 1782-nucleotide messenger RNA. RefSeq names its product archaemetzincin-2 (gene amz2). The coding region runs from base 428 to 1468 and encodes 346 amino acids. Gene Ontology annotation, biological process: proteolysis. The transcript is spliced from 7 exons. The record is from RefSeq and is a predicted model, not a curated record. Gene Ontology annotation, molecular function: metallopeptidase activity. NCBI's taxonomy places the organism in Eukaryota, Metazoa, Chordata, Actinopteri, Siluriformes, Bagridae.
UUUUGAAGGUGGUUCCUAACCAGGAAGACUUGCGUAAUACUGAGGUCAAAGCCUAGAACUGUAGACUCUGCUUUGACGUUUGUGUUGAUGUGGGGUUUUCGGGGACUUUCGCAACACUGAGUAUUUGAUUGGAACUCCUGGACGAUCUUUAGCGGAGUUCAGUCCUGGGGAUCCACUGACCUGCACCUUUUCAUGCUUCCAAAACACACAACCUAACUCAUGACUGAUCUGAUAAAUAUCUGAUCUGAGCUGAAUUUAGGAGUCUUCAGGAGUUAGGAAAGCAUAAAGUAUCAAGACUGGCGUUGAGUUGAUCUGUCGGUGGAAUUGUUACUUCUAUCGUCUUGCUGAAGUUUCAUCCAUAGAUCUUGAAGGUCUUUGGGCUCAUUAGCAGUAACGGAACAGUAACUGCUGAGAUAACACACCCCAGAUGCAGUGCCUACAACAUCCUGUGGAGAAACUGCGCUCGGUUCUCUUCUCUGCCCGCAAGGAUCUGAUACAAGCCUAUGAGCAGUACAGCGAGGAGGAAAAGCGGUUUCUUGAGGAGGGUCUCCUUCCAGGCAGUGCUCUUUUCACUGCCAUCAUCAUUCACUCUGAAUCUGACUGGAUUCCCGCACACCCCCAACCUCCUCAGGACUUCCAGAGCUUCUACAGCAACCCAUAUCGCAAAACACCCGACCCUGGCCACAAGACCAUUUACAUUCAAACUAUUGGACCCUUUGGGGAUGGAACUGGGAUCACUGAGCAGUAUGUGAAGUGGCUGAAGGAAUACUGUGAGGCGUUUUACUACAGCCUGGCAGUCAAGUUCUUACCAGCAGUGACCAUUGCAGCCACCAGUUGCACAUUUCGUGUCAACAGCAACACAAAUAACCUGCAGCUUCAUGCAGGUGACCUCUUGGCAUUUUUGAAAAAGAAGAAGCCAAAAGAUGCAUUUUGCAUUGUUGGGAUCACCAUGAUUGAUCUGUACCCAAAAGACUCCUGGAAUUUUGUCUUUGGUCAAGCAUCUCUCAGUGAAGGAAUGGGGGUUUUCAGCUUUGCUAGGUAUGACGAUGACUUCUACCGCAGAAAUUAUGCCGGACAGCUGAAAAAGAAUGUAAAACUGAAGCCAGGGGACUACAGUGUUUUCCAGGACUGCUACACACCUCCCAUUAACAGCACUCUGCUCCUCCGCUCAUGCAAGACCGUGACUCAUGAAAUUGGGCACAUAUUUGGUAUCCAGCACUGCCAGUGGCUCCAGUGUGUUAUGCAAGGCUCCAACCAUUUAGAGGAAUCAGAUCGUCGUCCCUUAGACCUUUGUCCCAUCUGCCUCAGGAAACUACAGUCUGCCAUUGGCUUUAAGAUUGCAGACAGGUACAAGGCUUUGCUACAAUGGAUAGCGGAUGGAAGUUCUGACAAACCCACAGAAGCUUUCCAAGACUUCAGAAAGUGGUUAUAUGAGUGUCUGAGCAUAUUGGGAGAUAAAACAGUUUAACUCUCUUACAUAUUAGCAAGGAGAAAAAGCAGAAGUGAUAUUUAAUGCAUGGUUAUUUUUAGAUCAAACAAGCUUGCAUUAUUUAGCUUUGUGGAAACACCAGUGUAAGUAACAUGCUGAAUUCAUAUUUUACUCCAAAAAAUAAGAUUCUUACAAUAUAUAACGCUUUAGUUUUGUCUGAAAUAGAGAUAUACUUUAAUUCCAAAUGUUAAAAAGUGUCAUUGUGUAAUAAAAAACAAAACACGUUGCUAUUCCAUACACAUAAAAUCUUUCCAAACAUAAAAAAUAAAAUCUAGCAUUACAAUUUCUAAGUA